GGAGACAGAUUUGGCAGAGCUCACAAAACACUGCAGCCACAGCCCAGAAGAGGUCUGUGUGCCGGCAGGAAAGGCCUCGCUGCCUUGGAAACAGAGAAGAAGGCGACCCAGAGGAGGCAAGCGCUCGAGAAGGGGGCGGGAGGCGAACGGGAAAAAGGUGGAGUGUUGCAUAGGGAGAGAGAGAGCUUUGGAGAAGAAUUGAGAGCCAGAGGCAGAGAGGAGUAGGUGCAAGAUUGAAUUCAAGACUGGAGAUCACUGAGAAGAAGGUAACUGAAGGACAACUUGUGGGACUGCUGAAAUGAGAUUGAAAUUGACUCCAGCAAUCUGGCCCAGACUCUGAAUUCCUCACACACCACUGCCCGACUCGCUCAUUCGCAAAACAAAUGCAGGAAGCUGGGCGAGAGAGCUCCGGAUAACAGGAGCCAGUACGGCAACAGACCGGUCAUGCGAGUCUCCGGAGAAGAAACCAGGAGGAUAACUGAAGACACCAGAGAAGAGCGACGGGGCAGAUAUCCUCCACAACAUCUCCAAGACCACCACAGAUGUCCGGGGAAGGAACGGUGAGGAAGACUCACAGAUACUUGUGUGGAAGGGACGGAGGACUCCUGAGGAAAAGGGUCCCGACAGAUGCGGGGGUCCCUGCGCAGGGCCCUGGGGUCGGCCCGCAGGGGCUGCUUCUUCAGGUGGCUGGGGGUGAAGGUGUGCCGUAGGAGCGUGCUGCUCGUCGUUCUGGUCUGGCUGGUCUCCUGGCUUUUCCUCAACGGCUUGGUGUUCGUACACAGAAACAUGUUCUCGGACUUUUGCACUGACGACAAGAGCAAACAGAUUCUUCAGAGGGUGUGUGACGAUUAUCAGCAGGGUGUGUUGACUGGCGAUCUUUGCGAAGACCUCUGUGUGGCCGGACAUGUGGAAUACAAACGGUGCCUUUAUUACGAGAACGGCAAAAAGGUCAUGUCCGCCAACUGGCGCGGCGUGCCUGUGGUUCUCAAGUCUAAGCUGGAAAACUUCUCCUCCUAUGAGGCUUUAGCUCUGCUUGAGUACCAGGAUACGGCUGGGGGAACGGGUGUCGAAGAGGAGCUCUCACCUCUGGAUGUCGUCUUCUACGCCACCCUGGAGAUCAAGAACUCUCUGGGCCUGGAGACCGAAACGAACAUGACUCUGCCCCGGCUGUGGGGCCAAAGGCUAAAGGAGAAAGAGCGGACUUACUCACGAGCUGAGCUGGCCUCGCUCUGGGCACUUCUUCAACAAGAGGAGUACAUUUUUCUUAGAGUACUGCAAGAUUUAACCCACCACGUGGCUAAGAUCUUGGGGUCUUGCGGUCACUUUUACGCAGUGGAGUUUUUGGCUGCGGGACACGCGUGGGACCAACACAUCUUCUCUUUGGAGGAAUUGUCACUCAGCCCUUCACCGAGCCCCUGGAGCGGAGGGGAGAGGAUGUUAACAGCAAGAGAUAUGGUGCCCCGGGUAGCACUAAGCUUUCUGGAGAUGGUGGAGCAUUUUGAAAACGAUUUUACCCACCGCUUACACCUCUGCGACAUCAAGCCGGAAAACUUUGCUAUCAGGAAGGACCUGACUGUGGUGGCAAUAGAUGUGGACAUGGCUUUUUUCGAGCCUAAAAUGCAAGACAUACUUGAGCAGAACUGCACCAGUGACAAUGACUGCAACUUCUUCGACUGCGUUUCUAAGUGUGACAAGAGUAAAAACAGAUGUGGGUCUAAACGCAAAAACAGCAACCUACAGGUGAUCUGUGAGAAGAUCUUCAGGUCUUGGUUUUCUCCCACGCUUCUUGGGGCAAAAGCAGGGCUCCCCCUACAGGUAGAGCUGCAGCGAGCCGUGCAAGAAUGCGCAGAAACGGACGGCGGGGAGGAUGCGGGCCGAAGGCGGGCGGUGAGACAGCAGCUGCAGGACCUCCUCACGGAGCUCAUUGAGGAGGAUACGGGAAGCCGAGGUGAAGGCCGGGAACACAAGAUGAGACGCGUCCACACCGCGCUUAACUUUUGAACAAACAUGGGACAUUUUGAAUAGCGAUACAAGAUGUGCAAUGCUGGAAAUCUUGGUCUGGACUACAUUAUUCAGCUUUUUAAACAAUCUCAAUUUUUAACAUCAGCUGUAGAGAUGUAAGUCACUUAUAUUAAGGGUGUAGAAAUACCUCUUACCGCUCUCAAGGAAACUAAAGAUCAUCUCAGAUAAUAAUAAUAAUAAUAUCAGUUUUAUUUGUUGGAGAAAGUGUAUAUUUGUAUAAGCAUUUCAAUAAACUAUGAUCCUAGCUUUCAUUUCUUGAUGGAACCAAACGCUGCGUCACGCUGCAUUAUAUUCUGUUCACAGUUUGCCGAGAAUCUAAGAGAAGGCUCAAAGAUUAAACUUACAUUUGGUUCGUAUUGCCAAAAGAGAAAAACUCUGUAGGUUUGUUUGGAUAUAACUUCAAUGUUUUCAUCUUCACAGGGGAUCAGGUUCCAAUCUGCCUCCAGCUGUCUUUCAGGAGAGGGUCGGGUAGAAAAGACUAAACAGAACUUUUGGGUAAGGGUAGGAUGAGAUAUUGCGUGAUUAGGGCAGAAAGAGUACGACCAGAGCUCCAGAAACAUAUUACCCAACAGCAACUUUACUGAUUUAUGUUGUUAUGUCUCAGUUGGACGGCAAACGUUUUCACGAUUGGGUUGCAGAGGUCAUCACAUUGUGUGUCUCCAUGGCAACGACAAAGAUCUGCUUUUGAUCUUAGAAGUAACUUACUGGCGGCAAUACAGACAUAUAUUUGGAAUCCACAGUAUUGUUCCUCCUAAAGUUACAUAAUUGGAUGUUUUUAUUUCGAGAUUAAUUUACAUUAAACAGUUUUUUAAGCUAAACAGUGCAUGCAACAUUCAAACAAGAUCAAAAGCUUGUUUUUCGCCUGCUUGAUUUAUUUGCAUGUUUGGUUACUUUGACAUGGGUUUCUUAGAUAUUUGCGGAACAAAACAACGUUUUGUUAUGUUUUUGGAGAGUGGGGUAGAUUAGUUGUUGGAUUAUAAAACGGUGUUUGUAAUUAUACGCUGUUUACAUCAUGGUUUCAAUUGUUUAGGAAGAAUGAAACUGCAGGUUUUAUUAGUCAAAGCCUUGCAACCGCUUGCAACUCAUGGUUGUUUAUAUCAACUGCUUUGUGUUAAAUUAUUCUCUUUUAUGUUGGAGAAAUCCAGUGACUAAUGUGCUUAAUAUAGUACAGGAGCCAGAUUUUCCACACAUAGGGACGGUUUCCCGGACAGGGAUUAGACUAGUCCUAGACUAAAAUAAAUGUAAGAGCUGUACAAACUGAAAACAACUUGCACUGACAUAUAUAAGUAAUGUUUUUAGUGAGGCAUGUUAUAAUUUCUAAUUAAACAGGAUCUAGUACUGGCUUAAGCUAGUCUCUGUCCGGGAAACCACCCUGUAAUGAUUGGACGAAAUAGGUUACAGAAGAAAAAAACAAAAAAUCAAAUUUUAUUUUAAAACUCUGAAUUAAUCUUAAACAUGUUCAGAGGGAUUGAUUUCAAAUUUGGUUGCAAAAUUAUUAUUAUAAUUUUUUAACCCCUUAGGCGUCACCCCAUCCUUUUGAGUGGAGGGGUGAAAAGUUAAAGUGCCUCUUCAAAUUAAUAUAACUCUGGCAUUUUUGGUCUAGAAGUGAACUUUCACUGAAGUGUAUGGAGGUGAAAAUGAAGAGUUUCAUUGCAAAACGAGAUAAAUCCAUUUUUUAACAUUUUUCUCAAAACAUGUUUAUUAUUAUGUUAUCAUGUUAUUAUUUUGUUUUAUGGUGCUACUUAGCUGUAUUUUUUAAGUUAUGAAGGUUUAAAUCAAAACAAACUAACUGCAGUUGCAUAGAAAUUAAUUGGAAUGCACAACCAAAAAAACUAGAUUUCUGAACAAUUAAAAAAACGGUAGUUAUCUCGUUUUGCAACGAAACUCUUCAAAUAUUAAACAGAAAAAUUGUUAUAGCAGUUUACAUUUAUU
Messenger RNA from Misgurnus anguillicaudatus (oriental weatherfish), 3954 nucleotides. It is a transcript of the gene dipk1c, whose product is annotated as divergent protein kinase domain 1C. NCBI's taxonomy places the organism in Eukaryota, Metazoa, Chordata, Actinopteri, Cypriniformes, Cobitidae. The record is from RefSeq and is a predicted model, not a curated record.